AAUAUAAAAAAAAUAUUUUUAAUAUAAAUACUACUAAUAACUGUAUAAUACUAUAUGCAUAGUAAUAAUUAGAUAAUUUUUGUUAAAUAAAUUUUUUUUUGAUUUAAUUUUAAUAAAUAUAUAUAUAAUGUUUGUGUCAUCACUAUUGACGCUUAGUUAUUGCUGGCUAUGUUGGCUGCAUACCUGUGCCGCAUACCUGCAAACACAACCGGAACAAAUUCAUUUAUCCUAUGGAGUUGGUCCGACACAGAUGAUAGUAACCUGGGUUACAAUGGAUCCGACGCCCGACUCGCAGUGCGAGUUCGGUCAACUGCCCACCCGAUUAACAUCGGUGGCCAAAGGCUACGCCAAUCGGUUUGUCGACGGCGGCAGCGAACAGCGGGUCCUGUUUAUUCAUCGGGUAGUGUUGGACAAUCUGGCGGCCGGUCAGAUGUACUUCUAUCAUUGCGGCAGCGAUACUGGCGGAUGGAGUAGUGUCUACUGGUUUUCGGCAAUGAAAUCGGGUACCAAUUGGAGUCCAAAGUUUGCCGUCAUUGGCGACCUGGGCAAUGUCAAUGGCAUAUCGGUGCCAUAUAUUCAAAAAGCCAUAUCUAAAGGACAAUACGAUGCUGUACUGCACAUAGGUGACUUUGCCUACGAUAUGGAUUCUGACAAUGCCAGGGUUGGCGACGAUUAUAUGAGACAAAUGGAACCGGUAGCUGCGUAUGUGCCAUACAUGACGGUAGUUGGCAAUCAUGAGGCCGCAUACAAUUUUUCCAACUAUGAAAAUCGGUUUACAAUGAUUGACCAUCGGUCGGGCCAAUUGAACAAUCAUUUCUAUAGUUUCGAUGUCGGACCCAUACAUUUCAUAGGGUUUUCCUCAGAAUAUUACUAUUAUGUUGAGUACGGCUGGAAUCAGAUCAAAGUCCAGUACGAAUGGCUGGAAAACGAUCUGAAAGAGGCCACCAAACCCGAGAAUCGGGCACUGAGACCAUGGAUUAUAACUAUGGCUCACCGGCCCAUGUAUUGUAGUACCGAUGAUAGCGAUGACUGUACACAUAAGGAAAGUAUUAUACGAAAAGGUCUGCCAAUAGUCAAAGAGUACGGUCUGGAGGAUCUGUUCUACAACUAUGGUGUCGACAUCGAAAUCUGGGCCCACGAACACAUCUACGAGCGUAUGUGGCCGGUCUACGACCGACACGUCUACAAUGGUAGCCAUGACCAGCCCUAUACAAAUCCGAAAGCACCCGUCCAUUUCAUAUCAGGAUCGGCCGGCUGCCAGGAAGACAUCGACCCGUUUGUCCCGAACCCGGCCCCGUGGAGUGCCGUACGUAUACGUGACUACGGCUAUACGGAAAUGACUGUCUAUAACAAUACGCACAUUGAUUUCGUACAGAUUUCAACCGAUAAGGGAGGCGCUGUUGUCGAUAAAUUUACGGUAAUUAAGGAAAUACACGGUCCGGAAGCCUGGCUAUGAUUAGUAGGAGGGGGGGUUGUGAACAGUCAUUUAUAAAAAAAAAAUUUUCAAAUUAAAACUAUUAUAAUAUUACUGUGAAUAAAAUAU
Oppia nitens is the source of this 1543-nucleotide messenger RNA. RefSeq names its product acid phosphatase type 7-like. Gene Ontology annotation, molecular function: metal ion binding; acid phosphatase activity. The record is from RefSeq and is a predicted model, not a curated record. Bases 128 to 1456 code for a protein of 442 amino acids. The transcript is spliced from 12 exons. Lineage: Eukaryota; Metazoa; Arthropoda; Arachnida; Sarcoptiformes; Oppiidae.